AUGGAGCGGCAAUUGUCGAACGAAGUGAUGCGCGACCGGACGAGUUUCACGGCGCGUCCUUCGUUCCGUAAGCAGGCGACGUUACCGGACGCAGACGUGUUGAGGCGGCGCAAGUUGGUGAAGUUCAUCGACGACGAGUUGAUUGGAGCGAUUUCCGCAUGCCACACGUUUUAUGAUGCGCAUGGGGCGAUUCGGGAAAUUGCGCAGGAAGCGGGCGAGCUACUGCGCCUGAUUGACAACCAUGGUAAGGUCAAGUAUCCGCGAGAAGAUCCGUACAGACAGCUGCGUGAUAUGUUGAAUCGAGACCGCCUCAUAGACCGGCGGUUCCGCCCCGUUGCCCGACCCAGCUUGGCAGCCCCAGCAAACGACAGUCGUAGCCCCACUCGUAGCCCCAGUCGCAACCUCAGUGGCAACCUCAAUGGCGACUCCCCCAGCCGAACGCCGACCUCAAGGCAACGGCCUCUUACCCACCGGCCGUACCUCCGCAACUCGAGCAGCCUGCUCUACGACCCGCGGUCCGAGGAGUUUGCUCGCGCUUUCAUACCCGAGUGCUUGCGAUCCACGGGGGUCACUACACGUUCAGGGGUCACUGCCCGCUCGGGGGUCACCAUCCGUUCCGGGCCACCCGCAGGGGUAUCUGCGGGGGCGAGUCAAGACCGAAUCGUGCCGGCUGCCAGUCCCUCCGACCCAGCUGCGACAGCGGAGUCGGAACAAGUGCGAUGGGAUCAGGACUCAAGUGGGGAAACAACCCAAGGUGGCAGCCAAGCAUGCGGCAACCAGUUACAGUCAGCUGGCAGCCGUCCAGGUUGGGAACGAAGGAAGCAGCAGAUUGAGAGCAGAGAGGUGCUAGAGGAAGGCGAUGACAUAUUUAGUCAGUUGGCCAAAGAAGUGCAGAGAGAAACCAUGUGCAUGGUAAAGGGUUUGAGGAAGAUGCAUGUCUACAUAGGGGACGAUGUCAAGGAGCCGGACACACCUUCAACUAGCUCCGCCAGCAGCGCCUUACCGGUGGCGACUCCGAAGGAAAGCCCCUUCAACAUGCUGCGGAAGUUUCUCUUUCAGACUACCCCACCCCCUCGAAGUACAAUCGGCCUAAGAGACGCCUUGACUUCCAGAACCUAUAGACAUACGGAUCAUGACCCCUCGACUUCCAACAAUGAAAUCUCGACGUACACGCUAUCGCAUGUGGAUACGCUCGGCCUGUUAACUAUUUUGCAUCAGCAACAGCUGCUGAUUCAAACGUUGGUUAGGACCACGGUGGGAACUACAGAAUUGCUACUCCACUACGAUCGAGAACUAGACCAAGACAGGCGCGUGGCAACGAUGAUCGAGAGUCUUAAGCAAAAAAGCGAAUAG
This is a messenger RNA of Gregarina niphandrodes, 1353 nucleotides long. RefSeq lists its product as hypothetical. The coding region runs from base 1 to 1353 and encodes 450 amino acids. The record is from RefSeq and is a predicted model, not a curated record. Lineage: Eukaryota; Apicomplexa; Conoidasida; Eugregarinorida; Gregarinidae. The transcript is spliced from 2 exons.